Messenger RNA from Papaver somniferum (opium poppy), 1449 nucleotides. RefSeq names its product vinorine synthase-like. The record is from RefSeq and is a predicted model, not a curated record. Lineage: Eukaryota; Viridiplantae; Streptophyta; Magnoliopsida; Ranunculales; Papaveraceae. The transcript has a single exon. The coding region runs from base 1 to 1449 and encodes 482 amino acids.
AUGAAGAUAGAAGUAGUAUCAAGAGAGUCAAUACGACCCUCAUCUCCAACUCCCCAUCACUUAAAUUCCUACAGCUUAUCCCUUCUUGAUCAACUUUGUCCUCCACUUUACGUUCCUCUUCUCCUUUAUUAUACCAAUCAAGCCAAGCUGAAUGGUAUUGAUCGCAACCUUGAUGACGAGGAAUCUUCAUGUCGUUACCGCUGCGAUGUUCUCAAGAAAUCCUUAGCGGAGACCUUAACAAAAUAUUAUCCAUUGGCUGGAAGGAUAGAAGAUGAUGUAUCUGUUGAGUGUAACGACCAGGGUGUGGAUUUUAUCGAAGCGCGAGUAGUUGGUAAAGAAGUUUAUCAAGUUAUCCAACUCACGGAUUCUGUCAAUAUCGAUGUUAUGGAACCAUUUCUACCAUUUGAGCCUUAUGGUGAGUAUGGCUCUACAUUUGGGUUGGGACUAGAUUUGGUCUCCAAAGCUCUCUUGAAAAUCCAAGUAAAUGUCUUUGAUUGUGGUGGGAUUAUUAUCUGUGCUUACAUCUUCCACAGGAUAGCUGAUGGGACUACGUUCGUUAAUUUUAUAAAGGAUUGGGCAGCCACGGCUCGCGGUGGUUCUUGUACUCUAGAUGGUGCUAAAUUAAAGGUCGCAGUGAUGGAUGAACCUCGUUAUGAAUUGUCUUCUCUGUUCCCACCAAGAGCUUUAUUGGGUUUCAACGUCAAUGAAAUGAUCGAAACAGAAAAAGGAAUUCUCACAAAAAGAUUUGUUUUCAAGGCCUUGAACAUCGCUCAGCUUAAGAAAAAGUGCAUCCAUGAUGCAAAAGCAGCUUAUGUGGGAUCAGAUUAUGAGGGUGAGGAGCAGGAACAGCAGCUUCCAACGCGUUUUGAAGCGUUGACAUCACUUAUAUGGAAGUGUUUCAUGGAUGUGGAUCAUCAAUCUAAAGCAAGACAACAGGAAGAUGUUGCUGUUCUAAGACAGGUGCAGCAUUAUGGUGCGUCUUUUUCAUUAAAUUUGAGAACAAGGAUGAAUCCACCGCUGCCUAGCAACACUUUCGGGAAUGCAGUUGGCCUUGCCAUGGCACAAGUAUCCCAUAAUCUUGAUAACAAUGUCGAAUAUGCAGAGCUGGUGUCCAAGGUUAAGAAGGCCAUAGAGCAGAUCGACUAUGAUCACGUAAGAGCACUGCAAAGUGCAGACGCACUGUCAAACAUCGAGAAGAUGAAACCGAAACUGGAAAAAGGUACAGUGCUGUUACACUUCACCAGUAGAUGUAGGUUCCCAAUUUAUGAAGCAGCAGAUUUUGGUUGGGGGAAACCAACUUGGGCAAGUCUUUCAAAAUUACCUACCAAAAAUCUUGUUAUGUUUAUGGAUACAAGUUCAGGAGACGGAGUAGAAGCAUAUGUGAGCUUGAAAAAUGAAGACAUGGUUGAAUUUGAACGCCACGAGGAACUCCUUGCAUUCGUUGCUUAA